UCGCGCGACGAUCGCGUCUCAGGCGUUCUAUUGUUUAGCAACGACCCUUUUGCGCUCCAUACAUCACCACCGUCUUUACAGUCGCCAUGGCUAGCGUUCAGCCGGCCUCGGGCUUCCAAGGCCCGGGCCAGCUGCCCUCUGGCUUGACCAAAGAGAUGAUCGGAACGGUCUACGCGAAGUACCAGCAAAUGAAGCAACAAGGCGUUUCCGAGACCGACCCCGAAUUCCUCAAAGCCAAGAACAUCCUCACUCUCGUCCAGCGGCAGAACAGCGCGCAACAACAGCAGCGACGUAUGAUGCAGCAACAGAUGCAGCAGCGUCAAACUGGCCAGGGUGAUCAACAACCGCAGCAGAACGGCGCCGCGGCAGGCAUGACCAAUGGCUCCAAACCUGCGGCAUCAGCCGAUGGUAAGGCUGUGGCUCCAUUGCAAGUAUCAGGUGCGACUUCGACCGGCCAGGUAGCCUCCGCCGAUGGUCCAACACCAACGUCCGCCACCGCUGCCGCCACCGCCUUCACUCAGGAUCAACUAGUCCUCUUACGCAAGCAGAUCGCAGCCUUCAAGCAUUUGUCCAAAGGCAUGGCUCUGCCCUUGAACAUGCAGCAGCAGCUCUUUGCUACCCAACAGGCGAGAAAGCAGAGUACUUCUGAAGCUGUUGCCGCCGCAAGCCAAGUUCUCGACAAUGCGACUCGCGCUGGCAGCGCUGCAACGGUGGGCGCAAACGGGCUCGGCUCGGGCGCGAAUGCUCCCGUCAAACACAAGCACCCAGACAAGUUCGAGAACCCGUGGGGUACUGAUACCGUCAAGAAGGAUAUUCACUACCUUGCGCACAUGUACCGCGCGAACCGACCGUAUAUUUCCUCGAUCAUGCCGCUCGGUGUCAGCGUGGAGGAAGUCCGUAGGGAGAUGAACCUGAUCGACCAGCGAGAACGAGAGGCUCGCGAGGUCAUCCUGUACAACCGCUUGACCGCUCGGAAAGCAGAGUUGGAGAAGAUCAGCGCCAACAUCGGAUCCUGGGACACUAGCAAGACUGACACCCCGGAGGACGAUGGCAAGGUGAAGCUUGCGUUAGUCAUUGAGCAAAAAAUGCUCAACUUGCUUCCCAAGCAACGCCUUUUGCGCAAGCAGAUUAGCCGGGAAAUGAUACAUGCCGAUAACCUCGCCAUGACGGCCAACCGAACCCUAUAUCGCCGACUCAAGAAGCAAUCGCUGCGCGAAGCGCGUCUGACCGAGAAGCUUGAAAAGCAACAGCGUGAUGCCCGCGAGACAAAGGAAAAGAAGAAGCACCACGAUUUCAUCGAAGCAAUCCGCAAGCAUCGCCACGAGCUGACCGAAGCCAGCAUGGCUCAGCGACAGCGGCUGCAGAAGCUGGGUCGUACCAUGAUCACGACACACCAGAACAUCGAGAAGGAAGAACAGAAGCGGGUGGAGCGCACUGCCAAGCAGCGUCUUCAGGCUUUGAAGUCCAACGACGAGGAGACAUACCUCAAGCUGUUGGGUCAAGCCAAGGACACUCGUAUCUCUCACUUGCUCAAGCAGACAGACGGUUUCCUCAAACAGUUGUCUGCAUCAGUCAAAGCGCAACAACGAAGCGCGAACACCCGACUCGGCGUCCAGCAGGAGGAGUCCGAAGACGAGGACGAGAGCGAAGACGAGUCUGGCGACGAGGACGCACCGCCUCGUCCUGGAAAGAAGAAGACCGAUUACUACGAGAUUGCGCAUCGUGUCAAGGAGGAGGUUACCCAACAAGCUAACUGCCUCGUUGGUGGUACUCUCAAGGAAUACCAGAUCAAGGGACUGCAGUGGAUGAUAUCACUCUACAACAAUAACCUGAACGGUAUCUUGGCUGACGAGAUGGGUCUGGGCAAGACCAUCCAGACGAUCAGUCUGAUCACCUAUCUUAUCGAAAAGAAGCAGCAGCCUGGACCUUACCUUGUCAUCGUGCCCUUAAGUACCCUCACAAACUGGAAUAACGAGUUCGACAAAUGGGCACCCAGUAUUACCAAGAUCGUCUACAAGGGACCUCCCAAUCAGCGAAAGCAGCAUCAGCAGCAGAUUCGCUGGGGACAGUUCCAAGUCCUCCUGACAACCUACGAAUUCAUCAUCAAGGAUCGGCCCAUUCUUAGCAAGAUCAAGUGGCUUCACAUGAUUGUAGACGAGGGUCACCGAAUGAAGAACCAGAACUCCAAGCUUAGCAGCACGAUCACCCAGUAUUACACAACGCGCUACCGCUUGAUUCUAACAGGAACGCCUCUGCAGAACAACCUGGUUGAGCUUUGGGCGAUGCUGAACUUCGUUCUCCCUACCAUCUUCAAGUCAUCCAAAUCGUUCGAUGAGUGGUUCAACACUCCAUUUGCCAACACUGGUGGUCAAGAUAAGAUGGAGAUGACUGAAGAAGAACAGCUGCUCGUCAUCCGUCGUCUGCAUAAAGUUCUUCGACCAUUCUUGCUUCGACGUCUCAAGAAGGACGUCGAAAAGGAUUUGCCGGACAAGACCGAGCGUGUUAUCAAGUGCAACUUUUCCGCACUGCAAGCUAAGCUGUACAAGCAGCUUGUCACCAACUCGAGCAUCCAGGUCAGCGAUGGAAAAGGUGGCAAGACUGGCAUGCGUGGCUUGAGCAAUAUGCUUAUGCAGUUGCGCAAAGUCUGCAAUCAUCCGUUCGUGUUCGAUGCCGUCGAAGACCAGAUGAAUCCUUCCCGGAUAUCAAAUGACCUGCUUUGGCGAACGGCCGGGAAGUUCGAGCUGCUGGACCGCAUCCUGCCAAAGUUCAAAGCUACUGGUCAUCGUGUCCUCAUGUUCUUCCAGAUGACGCAGAUCAUGAACAUCAUGGAAGAUUUCCUGCGCCUCCGGGGUAUGCACUACAUGCGACUCGACGGUUCGACUAAGGCCGACGACCGGUCCGAUCUUCUCAAGGACUUCAACGCACCGGACUCUCCAUACUUCUGCUUCCUUCUCUCCACUCGUGCUGGAGGCCUCGGUCUGAACUUGCAGACUGCCGAUACAGUCAUCAUCUUCGACUCUGACUGGAAUCCGCAUCAGGAUUUGCAAGCCCAGGAUCGCGCGCAUCGUAUUGGUCAGAAGAACGAGGUUCGCAUCCUUCGUCUCAUUACCUCAAACUCGGUCGAAGAGAAGAUUCUUGAGCGAGCGAACUACAAAUUGGACAUGGACGGCAAAGUCAUUCAAGCUGGUAAAUUCGACAACAGAUCCACGAACGAAGAGCGUGAGGCCAUGUUGCGUAUCAUGUUAGAUUCUGCAGAGGCAGUGGAGAACCUGGAGCAGGACGAGAUGGACGAUGAAGAUCUCAAUGUCAUCAUGCACCGAAAUCCUGAAGAACUCACAUUGUUCCGAGAGAUGGACAAACAGCGUUUGCUCACGGAACAAUACGGCCCUGGAAAGCAGUUCCCACGCCUCUUGAGCGAGCCUGAGCUACCCGACAUCUGGCUCCAAGACGACAAUGCCGUCCCCGAACCUGUUGAGGAGAUUCCGGUGGGACGAGGUGCUCGCGAGCGCACGCGAGUCAAAUAUGACGACGGUCUUACAGAGGAGCAGUGGCUUGAGGCGGUCGAUAAUUCUGACGACGACAUCGAAGCAGCUGUUGCGCGUAAGGAAGCUAAGAUCGCCAAGCGCGGCAAGAACAAGCAGGUACGGGUUGGGCAGGAUAUCGGUGAUUCGCCGGCACCUUCGCGUGACGAGUCCGAGGAGCCCCAGCCAAAGAAGCGUGGCAGGAAGCCCAAGGAGGUGAAGCGCAAGGCGGAUGAGGCCUCUCUGGACGGAGACCCUGGCCCUCGCAAGCGUGGCCGACCAGCUCCCAAGGUGCCAGAGACGCUGAACCCAGAGCAGCGGGCGGCACUCCAGAAGAUUGUCAACGAAGCGUACGAGGUAUUGAAUGAUCUGGAAGUUACAGAUCCCAAUGAGCCUGACCUUCCGCCCCGUGGCAUUAUCGAUCCCUUUAUCGAGCUACCGGACAAGUACGACUACCCUGAUUACUACCAGUUGAUCAAAACUCCGAUCUGCAUGCAGAUGAUCAAGAAGAAGAUCAACAAGAAGGAAUACCAGAACCUCCGACAGUUCCGUACUGACAUAGCUAUUCUCUGCAACAACUGCCGAACGUACAACGAGGAUCAGAGUCUUCUCUACAAAGACGCAAAUCUGAUUGAGGCUACCCUGGAUUCGAAGUUGACAGAGGCCACCCUGGACUACCCCGAGUGGCAGAACUUCAAUGACAGGGAUGACGGCUCUGUGAACGGAGGGCUGAGCACUGGCCUUCCCAGCGCAGUCGGCACGCCUCGGGCGAUAUGAGCGACUGGGGAGUUGAAAGGUUCUUUACGGUCAUAGACUUCGAUUGUUUGGCUUGAUCAAUCCGGCCAUCACCUUCGUGCGUGCGAGACGUCUGCCAGCCUCUGUACUUCUUGCACGCCUCUUUGCUCAGUUCUCCCCGU
This is a messenger RNA of Paraphaeosphaeria sporulosa, 4438 nucleotides long. RefSeq lists its product as uncharacterized. The transcript is spliced from 3 exons. Gene Ontology annotation, biological process: positive regulation of transcription by RNA polymerase II. Lineage: Eukaryota; Fungi; Ascomycota; Dothideomycetes; Pleosporales; Didymosphaeriaceae. The record is from RefSeq and is a predicted model, not a curated record. Gene Ontology annotation, molecular function: DNA binding; ATP-dependent chromatin remodeler activity; ATP binding. Bases 87 to 4298 code for a protein of 1403 amino acids. Gene Ontology annotation, cellular component: nucleus.